UAUUGAAGUCUUAUGCCAAAAGUUGCCUUUUUCCCCAAGUUUUACGAACUUCCUUUAUAUAUAAGACAAAAGGUAGAAAGAGUUGUCAACGCUGUCGGUAUCAGUCAAGUGGUUGAAAGAUGUGAAGAGUUUUGUGAGCAACCCUUGGAAAAGCCUUGUGAAAGAAACCUUUUUUGCUGGCACCAGUUGCUGGAGUUUUUAGACUCUAUUAUUGAGAAAUAUGUAAAAGUUGUCACAGAUGUCUUCAUAACUUCUGUUAGUCAGUCUGUUUCCAGGGAAAGAAUAUUACAAGAUGUGAGUUUCCUGGAAGACGAAGCCAACGUGACUGAGUUGAUUGCAGUACUUGGGACGACGCUUCACUUGGUAGAGUCAGCCUCGGUGGAAACAAGGUUUGCAUAUAGUUCGAUCAAGUCUUUGGCAAACUUAUUGUUACAUCCCAACUUGCAAGUUUGUUUUUUAUGUCUGGAAAUUAUUCAUUCAGUUUUAAGAAGCCGUGCCAAGUACCGUGUUCUCAAGUUUUAUUGUGAGGAUAAUCGCACGUUCCUUGAAAGGGUUUCGACUUUAUCAGAAAUAUGGUUCAAAAGAGGAGGUUUAAAACUUUUUUAUCAGAUUUUGCAAGGAGAUUAUAGAGUAGAGAAGUUUUUGUUUCCAGAAAGAGAAGAUUUUUUGUAUUUGAGUUCAUCUCAUUCUACAGAAGAUUCACUAGAAGAUUCCGAAAGUGAUAGAGAAGAAGCUUCUUAUUUGGAACAAAGAAAGAUAUCUACAAGUAGUGCUCUACUUGAAGUGAGUGAUAAUUCGAAGAGCAGAUUAUUGUUGUUGGUCGAAUGGUUGAUUCGAAAUGAAGCCGAUAAGAAGCAAAUAUUUGAAUUGGUUUGGAAUAUUCGUAUAUGCAAUGAAAUUUCAAGUCUUCAUUGGGACAAUAUAUAUCGUUUGCUUCUUAUUUGUUUAAGAGUGAGUGUCAUUGCUGUUCUUAGUGAACGUAUUUUGCAUGAGUCUCGUAUUACUUCCUAUUUCAAUAAGGAACCCGCUUUAUUUGCAACGCUUGCAAAGAUUGCUGCAGGAGAAGUAUCUUUUUUGGAAGGGAAAGCUGAUUAUUUGCUUCAAAGAGUUUGUGUGGAAUGUUUCAGUUUAUGGAUUGAUCGCAAUUUUCAUGAAUCUAUUAUAUCUGCAUGUGGUAUGAGUAGUCAUCAAGGUUUAUUUCCAACUCUUAUUCGUAAAGAGAUUCAUUCAUUUGUUCGAAUGGAUCAGCUGUUGAUGGAAAAUAGUUGGAAUAUAUCUUCAUUGGUGGGAUGGAAAGAAAAGAAGUUGUUUGUAGAAUCACUCUUUCAUUUUAUGGAACGGUUAACGAAGAGUUGUUCAACUCCUUCAACAUUUCCUUUAAGUAACGCAGGAUUAUUUCCGAGCAUGUUGUUGAUCUUUUCUUCCACAGUUCCUUUAUUUUCUGAGACAGUUGCUCAAGCAGCUCGUACUUGGCUGACUGUUUUAGAACAUCAUAGCAACUUGAUCAGUGUUUUUAGGGAUUCCGGAGGUCUUAAUAUUGUAGCAGAGAGAGUAUUUAAGGAAGUUUGUGAAGACUCAGUUUGUGAUUCUCCACAAGAUGAUAUCCAAGCAGAGGAAUCCGUUUCAGAGUAUUUGAAUGAGAAUUCUGAAACGCAAAAAAUAGUUCGGACGACUAUUGCAUUUCGUGGCACAUUGCCUUUUGCUAGUUUUAUUGUAAUUCAUGAUUGUCUAAAGUUGUUUAUGAUUGGACAUGGAACGAGUGGAGGUAGAUAUACGCGAGAUAUUGCUUCUAACAAGUUUUGUAAAUGUCUUCGACGAAUGAUAGCUCGACCUGCUUAUUAUGGUGGAGAUAUUUUUGCAUUGGCUGGAAAGACAGUAUCUCAAAUAGCUCAUUCGGAACCAACAACAACCGGUUUUCUAAUUGAAGCAGGAAUAGCGGAUGCUCUAAUAGAAUCACUUGGGAGGGGAAUUCCUUGUUCCAAUAGUGCACUCAAAUCAAUACCCAAUCUUAUAUCUGCUCUUUGUUUGGUUCCUGCUGGUUUAGAAGAUACAACAUUCCAAUUGGAAGAUACAGCAGCAGAUAUCGGCUGCAACUUUGAAGAAUUGGUUCGUCAUGUACCAACCUUAAAAAAUGAAAUUGUAUCCGCAUUUACUACGUUUUUAAGUAAUUCUGUAAAAAUGAUUGCUAAGAAGAAGGACAAGGAGGAAACUUUUACUUUGGAAGAAUAUAGUGAUUCUGAAAAUGAAUUUGGUGGUGGUCCUUGUACGAUGCGUUUGGAUCAUCACGCUAUGAGCCAUUCUAAUGUGAGUCAUGUGGAAGGCAAUCACUCUGAAGAUAUUCGAGUAACUGCAGCUUGCGUAGCAGCAGAAUUGUUUGAAAACUUUGCAAAAGGAAAUAGGGAGAUACAAGCUGCAUUGAUGAGUCGCAAUUGCGUAUCUCAACUGUUAAGUUUACGUUUAGGUUUCGUAGAAUCGAGACAAUCAAGAAAAGUCAGUCCUUAUCUUUCAGGUCUUCAUUCUGUCGUCAAUGCUUUACAUCGUUUGGAAUCACGUCAUCAAGAAACUGUCUUUAAACAAUUAAUGAAAGUAUCGAAGGAAGACUUGGCACAAUUUCUAGAUUGUGGAGCUUCCUUAGGAGAUGUUUGGAUUGCAGAAGAAUGGACUGAAAAUGUUAUCACAACUUGUAGAGAAAGAAGAGCUCUGCAAAGGAAAUUAUUUGUAUUUGCCAGAAGAGUUUGUAUUGACUUGCAAAUUUUAACAUCGCUUGCAAAACAUUCCAAUUUUCCUUUAUCCGCUUGGAACUCUCAAAAUGCUUCCGCAUUUAUUUCGAGUGUUGCUUGGGCUGAAAGACUAACGAGAUAUCAUCUAUCACGUACAUUUGCAGAUGUUCAAAUAAGUGUGGCUUCUUCUGAUUCGGAUCUUUGUGACUUUAGUACUGCUCGAAUAACACAUGCUGCCCCUUUCUUGGAGAAACCAGUAGAUAUUAACUUUUUAAGAGAAGUCUGCAAAUCAUUAUAUCCAACUUGGGACCCUACUGGAGAUAAAAAGGCCAAAGAAGAGUACAAACUGAAAUCUAGUUUUCAGCCCUUUUUCUAUCCUCGCGACUCACUCAAGGGUUUGGCUUGGUCUCUUGCAACUUUUGUAGCAGCUGUACAACCACUUUAUACAGUUCUAUGUAAAAAGAUGAAUAGAAGUCAACGUUAUACUAUUCGAAGUUCUGAUGAUCUCUCAGAAAUAUCCAAGGCUGCCAAUUCUUUUGCCAAAGCUUUGGGUAGUGCAUUAUCAUUACAUAUUAUGGCAGCUAAAAGUUUAUUUUCUUGUAAAGUUGGCUCUCUUGUAGGAAAAGAAGAACCACAAUUGGACGAUGUUCUAUCGCAACUUCCUGCUUCAUGGACUUAUCUUAUCGGAAUACUUGGCGAAAUACGUGCAACCUUGUUUGAAGGAAUGAACUCUCGUAAUUCAGUUCCUUUUACUCCUUUAAUCGUUUCUUUUAUUGAAAAUGGAGGUAUACUUGCGUUAUUACAAGUGCUUCAACUUUCCAAUUGGACCAAAGAGAUGUUCACAAUGGACAAGAGACUUUAUCAACUCGUAAGCCAAGUGAGAGAAUCACUCAAUGGCUUGUUUUGUAUUUCUGAUCGUAAACAAGGAGAUUCGCUGAAACAUUUUCUUUUAGAUUCGCAAUCUUUGUUGAGAAGAUACAGCGUACACUCUUCGGCAGCUUUAGUAGCAUCCACUGUAUGUUUCAAUUUGUCUAGUGGAGUUCUUCAGUUGGUUCAUCUUUUGAUUACUCAUAGCGGUCGAAUACUCUCCGAUGCUGCCAACAACAAUCAUCGAGGAAAUCAUAAUGACCGAGACUAUCAUCCUAUCAUGAGAUGGAUGUUUUUGGAUAUUUUCAAGUUGCUUGGUUGGCUUUGUGGCUGUUUGAAUGAAAGCAAUAUUGGAAAUGAAUUGAAAAGUUAUCCUGCUUCGAGUAGAUUGAUGUUUGAUGAGUACAUUUAUAUUGUUUAUCUAUUUCAAGAGAUGAAGAAUCAGAUGCCUAGUUUGUUGAAAACUCAAGAAGAAUUUUCUAGGCAGCACAAUUCAGCUAGAAGAAUCAGAAAUCUUCGCAUUCAACAACGGUUUACGGAAAGUCCAUUGGUUGCACAAUUAGUAGAAAUGGGAUUUUCCAGAAGAAGAGCCAUUGAAGCUGUUCGACGUGCUAAUACGGAAAGAUUGGAAUAUGCAAUGGAAGUUCUUUUAUCAUUACCAGAAGAAGAAGAAGAAGAAGAGUCAACUAGUCAACCUAUUGAAGAAGAGGUACCAGAAUCCAGUGAAGGAGUAUCGCCACAAGAUAUGGAUGACUCUUCUAUGGAACCUUCCGAAUCGAUGUUUUCAUCAAGUUAUACAGAAGAGAAUAUUUCAUUGCAAGAAAGAUAUUUCCAGUGGAGUUGUAAAGUAGUUGCUGAGGAAAUGAGUCAAUUGCGAUCCUGUUUGAUAGGAACGAAACUCGGGGAAGAGAAAAUCGACACAAUGAUAUCGGAUACUUGUGCAGGGUUGGGCAUAUCGAUGGAGUUACAAGUUGACUUUGUUCCGGAAUGUCAAUGUUCGGCGGAAGAACUCAAAAGGAAGUUUCAAUUAUUUGGUGAGACUCUGAAAACUUGUUUCCAGGCAUUGUUGAGUGGCAAUUGUGGAGAAUAUUCAUCAUUUGUUUUCGUGAUGAUAUUACGAGCAUUGCGUACAAAAGAGGAAAACGAUGAAACGAUAGAAAGUGAGUAUAAAAUGUUGGCCAAUUGGACAGUGCAAUCUAUACAAAAGGAUAGUGAAGAAUGGAGUCAGGCAGAUUUGAUUGUUCUCAAAUGUGCCAUUUUGUGUACCCAACAUUUAGGAAAAAAGGCAAGACAAUGUUUUAUACAGCAAAAUGUUGCUUAUUAUGCGGCAUCGUUUAUUGAACAAGUUGCUUCUCCAUGGGAAUCAUUGCCAGUUGUUCAUUCUGAGAGUCGCCCAUCGGUCAUCCAAUCGACUGUCGGAGAAUGCCCGAUGAUUGAUAUGGGAUUACAAGAAGACAAGUUGUGUGCCUGUUUACUGUUAUUGAACAGUUUGUUGGCCUUUUAUUCCAAUGACAGAUUGUUGGAGGUCCAAGAUUGGAUAGAUAACGAACAACUUGCUGGCGAUUCUCAUCAACCAACCAGUAUAAUAGCAAAUAAUACUGUCCAUAUGGAGAAUCCUAUGGAAGCUGCGCAACCCAAGAUGGAUGCAUUGUUUCGUACGCUUGCCAAUCAAGUGGAUGAAGGAUCUUCAUUGUUGACAAAGGAAACAGAAGAAAUGGAUGAAAAGAAGAUUGAAGAACGAGUAGUUGAACAUAUUCUUGCAUCUUCUCGUAAUGUAUCUUCUCAAUGGACCACCAUGUUGCAGUUACCACAAGUCAAUUGUGAUCGCUUGAUGGAUGCUUGCAUAUCACUAUUACGUAUUCCUUGGCAUCAAAUGAAAAAUAAUGUACAUGAUACAACAGUACAAGGCUGUGUUCAGUUGCUUGCGGCGUUGACAGAAGAGGAAGUGAUGGUGAACCGAUUCAUAGAAAGAGGUGGUUUACAUGUUCUCUUUUCGAAAAAUGUUAUAAGAUGGAUUGCCGUGAAGGAGUCAGAUGAGUCCAAUUCGUUGCAAGUAUCUUCAUCAUUGUUCAGUUUUCGAGGACUGGUAAGAAAUCUUGUGCAGGAUGCCCAAGUUUUAGAAGAUGGAAUGAAAGAUUCCAUUCGAUAUAUUUUGAAGUCACGUUCUUUGGUCAACCCUAGCUUUCUGAUUGUUCAUUCGUUGCCCAUGAUUGCCAAGAAUCCUGUCGUUUAUUUGAAAGCAUUGGCAAGAAUGACUAGCGUGAAGAAAGUGGGCAAUGGCUACAAGUUGGAAUUAUCUCAGACAGCAACUACACAAGAUGCUUUGCAAUUCCGUGAUACCUAUUCCAUUUCUUUUCGAUUGAGACAAGUAUUGCAACAUUUGUGGGAGUUGUUGGAGCCGAAGAAUCAAGUGGAUGAAGAAGAGUGGGAUAAGACUUGGGCUCACAAGUACGAUUGGAGUGUCGAAGCAGUUCAUCCAGCGUGUUGUAAAACAAUGUUUUAUGUAUUACAUGAUUUGGUGGAUACUUUUCCUUGUGUAGCUCAAGCGGUAAUUGUUUUAAGUCAACACAAAACACCUUCCUGGAUUGCAACGAUCAUUGAACAUUAUAUCGGUUGGAAUAGAAAGGAAGGAUCUACUGGAAGUGUAGGAUAUGCAGCCAGUUUGUUUCUGUUAUCGUUGUUGGAUCGAGAAGAAGAAGCAAUCGUUGCACAAAUGGUGGAAGUUGUGGGUCAUUGGUUAUUUAAAGAGAUGCAACAUCCAAGAGUGGAGAAAGUAGCGGGUAUUUGUCGUUUGGUGAGUGCAGUUCAACGUUUGAAAGUGCGAUAUAAGUUGAUAUCCGA
Messenger RNA from Galdieria sulphuraria, 6428 nucleotides. RefSeq names its product ubiquitin carboxyl-terminal hydrolase. The transcript is spliced from 5 exons. Gene Ontology annotation, molecular function: protein binding. The annotation marks the transcript as partial. Lineage: Eukaryota; Rhodophyta; Bangiophyceae; Galdieriales; Galdieriaceae. The record is from RefSeq and is a predicted model, not a curated record.